AUGAGGCAGAGAAGGUGGUUGAAAUUCUUGAAAGAUCAUGAUUUUGGUUUGAAUUACCAUCCUAGUAAAGCAGAUGUUAUGGCUGAUGCAUUGAGUAAGAAGUAUUUGCAUAUGUCGAUGUUGAUGGUGCGAAAUUUAGAUUUACUUGAGCAAUUUAGAGAUACGAGUUUGGUUUGUGAAGUGACUUCUUCUGGAGUUAAGCUUGGUAUGUUGAAGCUUACUAGUGGCAUUCUUUAUGAGAUUCGAGAAGUUCAGAAAUCUUAUUUGAGUUUGGUUGAUCGAUUCACGUUAAUUAAUCAAGGUCGAGGUGGUGAUUUUUGGAUUAAUGAGAAUGGUAUCAUGAGAUAUUGUGAUGGAGUUUGUGUUUCGGAUAUGUCAGGCUUGAAGAAUAGGAAUCUUGAUGAAGGACAUCGUAGUGGAUUGAGACAUCGAGUAGCUGUGAAGCGAAUUGUGGAUAGAUUAACGAAAUUUUCUCACUUUAUUCCAAUAAGGAUGGAUUAUCCGAUGGAGAUUCUUGUGAAGCUGUAUGUUGAGAGCAUUGUUUAUUUGCAUGGUAUUCUGUCUAGCAUUGUGUCUGAUAUAGAUCCUAGUUUAACUUCAAGAUUUUAG
Vicia villosa (hairy vetch) is the source of this 609-nucleotide messenger RNA. RefSeq lists its product as uncharacterized. The transcript has 2 exons. Bases 1 to 609 code for a protein of 202 amino acids. The record is from RefSeq and is a predicted model, not a curated record. NCBI's taxonomy places the organism in Eukaryota, Viridiplantae, Streptophyta, Magnoliopsida, Fabales, Fabaceae.